Castor canadensis (American beaver) is the source of this 4127-nucleotide messenger RNA. The record is from RefSeq and is a predicted model, not a curated record. NCBI's taxonomy places the organism in Eukaryota, Metazoa, Chordata, Mammalia, Rodentia, Castoridae.
CCUUUUAACCAUUAGAUCAGGGUGUGUCAUUCUUACCACUGAGCACCGUGUGAGAGGUGUUGAAGAUUUUGAUUUGAGUGGCUAUAAAUCUAAGUGAAGACUGAGACUGUUCACUUUCAAAUGCUUGCAUUUUAGUUCAGGUGUCUCUUGUCACCAUGCAGCCUCCUGUGAUCAAUAUGACUGACUGCUCUUUUUUUUUAUGCCCUUUUAAGCAAAGUAAAACAGCAGUUCGGCUGAAAGAAGACAUGAAAAAGAUAGUGGCUGUGCCCCUCAGUGACCAGAAGGACCCCAGCUAUCAGAAGCUAUUUGGAGUCAGCCUCCAGGAGCUGCAGGAGCAGGGGCUCAGUGACAAAGGGGUCCCAGCUGUUGUGCGGAGGAUCGUGGGGUACCUGACACAGCACGGGCUCACCCAGGAGGGCCUUUUCAGGGUGAACGGCAACGCGAGGCUGGUGCAGCAGCUGCGGCUCCAGCUGGAGAGCGGGGCGCGCGUGGAGCUGGCGGAGGUCGGGGACGUGAGCGCGGCCGCCAGCCUGCUGAAGCUCUUCCUGCGCGAGCUGCCCGAGCGCGUGAUCCCCGCCGCGGUGCAGCCGCGCUUAAUCCAGCUCUUCCAGGAUGGCAGAGACGAUGCUCGGGGGAAUAGCUUAAGAGACUUAAUCAGAGCGCUGCCAGACACCCACUACCACCUCCUCAAGUACCUCUGCCGGUUCCUGACAAAAGUCGCCAGGCACCACGUGCAGAACCGCAUGAGUGUUCACAGCCUCGCCACUGUAUUUGGGCCAAAUUUCUUUCAUGUGCCAACUGGGCUUGAAGGCAUGAAAGAACAGGACCUUUGCAACAAGAUAUUGGUUGAAAUCCUAGAAAAUUAUAACACCCUGUUUGAAGUAGAUUGUACAGAAAAUGAUAACCAGAGCUGUGGAAACCUGGCUAGGCUUAUCUUGGUAAAAGAGGCCAGUUGUAAGAACUCUCUGCCCAUCCAUUUAACAAAAGGCCUAGAGAGCGAGGUGCCAAAGCCACCUGCGAAACCCAAGAUCCCAAAGUCCAGGAGUGAGGGAUCUAUUCAGGCCUAUAGGAUACCACAACCAGAGCUGUCUGAUGGCGUUCCUCACAUCAGCCUGAGGCUAAGUCGGAGGAAACCCUGCUUGGAUGACAUGAAUUCGGCAGAGGAAGCUGGUGGUGCCACGUUGGUAUUCAGUGCUCAUGUGUCCCAAGUCAGCAGUGUUUCAACAACUGGAGAACUCUUAGAAAGAACCAUCAGGUCAGCUGUAGAACAGCAUCUUUUUGAUGUGACUAGUUCUGGAGGUCAAAGUUCAGAGGAUUCAGAAUCUGGAGUGUCAUCAGCAUCUUCUUCCACAUCCUCCAGACAGUGGAGGCGCCAGCCCAAGGAGCCGGGUGACGUUCAACGUGGUAGAGACAAGGGAUUUAUCAACAAAGAAAAUAUUCCCUCUGGCUUCAACAACUUUGAUGAGUGUAUUUUGAAUACUCAGGAAGUAGAAAAAUUACAUGAAAAUACUUCUGAUUACAUGGGAGAAAGAAGCAAACCUAAACGUCAGAAACCCAGCUCUAAACAUUCUGAGCUCAGUGAAAACCAAGAUGGCCUUGUGAAUAUGGAAAGUCUCAGCCCCACACAGUUGCCUGAACCACCUGCACCCGAUGACCUUGAACUUCUGUCUGAUGAAAGCAAAGACGACGAAAGAGACAGCAGAGACACCCAGCAGUGUGUGAGAUCCACCAUGAAGAUUCAGGAGCGUGCCAGUAUUCCUGACACCAGGCAGCAGAGGAAUCAAGAUGCCGAUUGCCUGCAGGACAGCUUUGUCUCUGAAGUGCCUCAGCUGGACCUGGCGGCAUUGUGUGAUGAGAAGAGCUGGGAAGAGCCUGUCCCUACCUUUUCCUCCUGGCAACGGGAGAAUGUGGACUCUGACGAAGCCCGCCUGUCCCCGCAGGCUGGGCGCCUGAUUCGCCAGCUACUGGAUGAGGACAGUGACCCCAUGCUCUCUCCUCGGUUCUAUGCCUAUGGGCAGAGCAGGCAAUACCUGGAUGACACUGAAGUGCCUCCAUCUCCCCCCAACUCCCAUUCUUUCAUGAGGCGGCGAAGCUCCUCUCUGGGGUCCUACGAUGAAGAACAAGAGGACCUGACUCCCGCCCAGCUUACCCGAAGGAUUCAAAGCCUUAAAAAGAAGAUCCGAAAGUUUGAGGACAGAUUUGAAGAAGAGAGGAAGUACAGACCUUCUCACAGUGACAAAGCAGCCAAUCCAGAGGUUCUAAAAUGGACAAAUGACCUUGCCAAAUUCCGGAAACAACUUAAAGAGUCAAGACUAAAGCUGUCUGAAGAGGACCUAACUCCUAGGACACGGCAGCGAAGCAACACACUCCCCAAGAGUUUCGGCUCCCAACUGGAAAAGGAAGACGAGAAGAAGCAAGAGCUGGUAGAUAAAGCCAUCAAGCCCAGCGUUGAGGCCACGCUGGAAUGCAUCCAGAGGAAGCUGCAGGAGAAGCGAGCGGAAACCUGCUGCCCUGAGGACAUUAAGGAUAUGACCAAAGACCAGAUUGCUAAUGAGAAAGUAGCUCUGCAGAAGGCCCUGCUGUAUUACGAAAGCAUCCAUGGACGGCCGGUGACAAAGAAUGAACGUCAGGUUAUGAAGCCACUGUACGACAGGUACCGGCUGGUCAAACAGAUCCUGUCACGGGCUAACACCAUUCCUAUCAUUGGUUCCCCCUCCAGCAAGCGGAGAAGCCCUUUGCUGCAGCCAAUUAUCGAGGGCGAAACUGCUUCCUUCUUCAAGGAGACUAAGGAAGAAGAGGAGGGGUCAGAAGACGACAGCAACGUGAAGCCGGACUUCACAGUCACUCUGAAAACAGACUUCAGUGCACGUUGCUUUCUGGACCAGUUUGAAGAUGAUGCUGAUGGAUUUAUUUCCCCAAUGGACGACAAAAUGCCAUCGAAAUCCAGCCAGGACACAGGGCUUUCAAACCUCCAUGCUGCUUCAAUCCCAGAACUCUUGGAACACCUUCAGGAAAUGAGAGAAGAGAAGAAAAGGAUUCGAAAGAAACUUCGUGAUUUUGAAGAGAGUUUUUUCAGACAGAAUGGAAGAAGUGUCCAGAAGGAAGACCGCACCCCAGUGGCUGAAGAGUACAGUGACUACAAGCACAUCAAGGCCAAGCUCAGGCUGCUAGAGGUGCUCAUCAGCAAGAGAGACACCGACUCCAAGUCCAUGUGAGGGCGAGGGGCAGGGGGCUUGCGCCCCUCGGAGAAGAGCUGGUCAGGAAGGCAGCUUUGGAGCGGGACCUGCAUGCAGUCCUUCUGCCUCCCCGCCAGUGGGAUGGGCUCCCGUUUCCAUUGCCUGCCUUAGAAGCUGCCUCGACAGAAGACGACAGUGUGACCUGACUUGGGAAUUGUGUAAUGGGAGAGUUGAGAUUCCUCCACAUGUACACGCUAGCAAUGUAGUGAGAGCCUCUCACUAACACUAGUGGUGACCAACCACGACAUCUACAGAGAACACACACUUCUUCCCCGGUGACUGAGAAACACGAGAACAUUCUCUAAAUGUGAUGAUUUUAAAAAAACCCCACAAGCUCAGGACUUUACUCUGAGGAACUAACUCACUGUGGAGGGCUGUGCUCUCCCGGACCCAGUCAAGUGUGACCACGAUUGGAGCCCUACUUGCUGCCGUGGCCAUUCUAGUGACCUUUCCCCAGAGCUGCACCUGUUCCCACUGGUGUGAAGCGACUUCCCCAUUAGCUCUCAGGUGGCUGGAAGCUGCAUCUGUCACAAUGGCAGUGCAGUCAUCUCUUUGAAGGUGUGUUUCUUCAGGACUUCCUCAGCUGACAAAGAAUUUCAACCCCUGACCAGGACUUGACCUUGUGCAGAGGACAGAGGGGAUCAAAUCAGCAGCUAUUUGAUGCUGAUUUAGAGCUUGCAGACAGUUCCUGAACAUUGACUGAACUUUCUGCUCUCAGACGUGCACACGAAACACCAAGUGAGCCCACCAUGCUUUAUCUUGUUGUGUCACUAGCCAGAUAUAAAGGGUCUUUUGUCCAAGUGUAGAGGAUCAUGGGAGAGAGGCAGCUUCCUUCCUCCCCUUCCUGAAUACUUACCAGAGUUUAAUUUUUCUAAAAAAAAAAAAAAAAAA